ACUUGCUGACUUCUUGAAUGUCGACAUCACUUACAUCAACAAAGUCGUGGAUGUAAAUUUAUCGAGCGUUAGUAGUAAAUUUUGUAAGAUCCACGGAGAACUUUAUUCCAGGGAGCUAUUGAAGAAGUACACUUCCUCAAUCACUAAACUGUUAGGAGAGAUGGGAGAAGUUGAUUUAACUUUUAUAUCUAAUCACUUUAAGUUACCUAAAGAAACCUUGUUAAAAAUUAUAGAAGAUGCUGGCAUACCCAUUCUUCGUGGAAGGGCUUCAAAUUCGCAUCUUAUUGCUCCUACUUCCUUCAAGUCAGUCCGGUGUCACAAAGUUCUUGGAGUCUUUAGAGCUUUGACUAAACCCCUGCUACUUAGUGUUAUCAAAGAUAAGUAUCAUUUUCAAGAUGACUUGUAUGAUGUUGUGCGAGGCUUAAUCCAAGAAAAGCUUUUGCUUGGAACUAUAGAUAACGCUCAAAAAGAAAUGAUUUAUACGCCCGCAAUUUAUAACUCUCUGCGAGAACAGUGGCUGCGGGAAACUUUAUGCCACAACGGCUAUUUAGAGAGCUCCAGAGCGUUGGCUAUGGGAAUCCCAAAUACAAGCAUUAAGAGAUAUUGUAAUCAAUUUCUCGAUGGCGUACUUUUAAGCACUUUAUUUAUUGGUAAAGAACUUUUGCGACAACUUUACGAUACUUUUCGGGAACUCUUAUUUUGGAAAGGCUUCAUUUCUCUUAACGAACUUAAAGAUUUUACUUCCUGUUUAACAAUGAAGGAUUGGGAAAUUUUACUUUCUUUUCUCAACUCUGCCUCAGGAAAUUUCGACAAAGCCUUUGAAACUCUCCAGUCAAUUCAACUUGAAGGCGGCUGCGGCAGCCUUGCUCAAACCAACUUUGAUAUUAUUUUUAUUAACAAGAAAAUGUUGUGCACGAGACAAUUUAUUGAUCAACUUUCAGACCUAUUAAAGUCCACCGUUCAAAAUCUGGCAGUUUUUUUUAAAUAUUAUUUAUAA
Molecule: messenger RNA, 997 nt
Organism: Zophobas morio
Lineage: Eukaryota; Metazoa; Arthropoda; Insecta; Coleoptera; Tenebrionidae
Product: E3 UFM1-protein ligase 1 homolog
Exons: 10
Coding region: 161-997 (278 amino acids)
Biological process (GO): regulation of proteasomal ubiquitin-dependent protein catabolic process; protein K69-linked ufmylation; response to endoplasmic reticulum stress
Cellular component (GO): endoplasmic reticulum membrane
Molecular function (GO): UFM1 ligase activity
Source: RefSeq, a predicted model, not a curated record